This is a messenger RNA of Achroia grisella, 2339 nucleotides long. RefSeq names its product small ribosomal subunit protein mS39. Gene Ontology annotation, cellular component: mitochondrion. Gene Ontology annotation, biological process: mitochondrial translation. The transcript has 15 exons. The record is from RefSeq and is a predicted model, not a curated record. Gene Ontology annotation, molecular function: rRNA binding; protein binding; ribosomal small subunit binding. The coding region runs from base 135 to 2276 and encodes 713 amino acids. NCBI's taxonomy places the organism in Eukaryota, Metazoa, Arthropoda, Insecta, Lepidoptera, Pyralidae.
AUUCUGUCAUAACAUAAAAGUAUAGUUAUUGAACAUUUUAUCAAAUUCUUUUUCUUAAUUUUUAUAUAGUACAAUAAUAUGAUAAAUUAAAUAUUCUCUAUAAUUCGUAAUAUAUUAAAUCAAUUUAUUUUUAAAUGUAUUCCAACAUAAUUUUACCACGGCAAUGGUCCAGAUUAUCUUACAUCUAUCGGACAACAUCAACCUUAGAAGGACAAUCACUUCCUCAAACUGCUAAAUCAAGUGACGGAAUAUCACCACCGCCCCGGAUACCUAGAGGUCCUACUGAUAUUCUUCAAGCUUUGGCUGCUACUGUUGGACCUGAUCCAACUGCCGCUCAUUACAAGUAUCAUGAUGAUCCAUACUUGAUACCAUUAUCAAACUUUCGCAAACGGUCCUAUGCACUCUCUGCUGAAGCUGGCCGCAAGGCAGCGGCUUGGAUUCGAGAUGAAAAUGCUGAAUUAUUUAACACCCGAGUGUGGGACCCUCCGGGUAGAAAAAAGACCCCAUAUUUUAAUGCAGAUCCUCAAAUUCUUGCAUUUUCACCAAAACCAAUAUACAAUGAUGAAAGCAAGGUUACAGAAGAAGAUUUAAAGUAUACAAUAAAUAAUGCAUUAUUAGAGGAUUCACUAAAAAUAUUCCAACUCCUCGGAGGAACUAGUGGGGUCAGUGAGGAACUGAGAAUUGAAUUCUUGCAACUUUUAUGUUUUUACAAUGAGAAAGAACCAGAUUCAAUGGAAUGGCUUGAGGAACGGUGGUUUUCUGCUAAUGUUAGAGAGCGACAAGCAGCUACAUGGAGGAUAGGUGGUCUAGCUGAUAAAAUAUUUGAAUCUCUUGAUCCAAAGACACCUGAAGCAUACUGUUGUAUCAUUCAGGGCAUGGCAAAGUACUAUCAGGCUGAAAGAGCAUAUGUACUAACUCAGGAAGCAAAAGAUAAUGGGAUCAAACUUUCAACUAGUGCAUACAAUUCACUUCUGGGUUGUAUAGGAUAUUUAAAAGAAGGUACUGCAUUAAGAACAGAAUCACUGAAAAGUUUAUUAGUGGAAAUGAAUGAACAGGGCAUAUCCCCUAAUAAAGAAACGCUGUCCGCAUGUCUUCGAUCCAUAUCGGCGUGGGGCGGCGGCAAAAAUUUACAACAAUUAGCGUUACAAAUUGUAGCCGAGUUGAAACAGUUAGGAAUCCACCCUGGACUUACCGCGUAUUACUAUCUCCUGUGCUUAUUCUGUAAAGAACGUGGGCCGCGCUUCGACAUUUUGAGUGGAAUUUUAAACGAUUUAGAACAAAGAGAUGAAUUGGAGCCUAAAGAACCAACAGAUACAAACUUCUUCAUUACAGCCAUGGGUGUAUGCAGUGAUCACUUACAGGAUAUCAACUUGGCAGAAAGAUUGCAUGCAUUACUAAUGAAAGGCGAUAAUUACAAAUUAGUUGGUGACGCCUACAAAGAAAGCAUUUACUACAGACAUUUAGUUACAGUCGCCUGCAGACACGCGCCCCUUGAAAGGACGACUCAGCUGUUGGAUAUGUUAGUUCCAAAUGUGUAUGUCCCAGAGCCGACAGUAAUGGAAGAGAUUAUUAAGACCCUGGAGGUGGGUGGUGAUGGAGACCGACUUGCGCAGGCUUGGUCGCAGCUAGUUGUGUUCGGGAUCGCAAAGCGAGCCAAGCUCGUUGAGAGAUUGCUGACUGCUAUGUGCAGCUGUUACCAAUACCAAGAUGAGGAAGUAAAAGGUAAAAUACGAGCAGCAGCUGCAGACAUACUUAAAUACAGUCAACUUGGCGAGGACAGAGAAGAAACACAGGACCUCAGAUCACCAGUACAAAAAUUGUCAGCCAACGCACUAUCAAAUAUAAUAGAGUUGUGUUCAGACACACAAGACAAAUCUGACCCUAAUUGGGAGACUGUGUCGGAGGCUUUACAAAAAUUACAAAGGUCUGAAGCAGUUGGUGUACCGAACAAACCAGAGGUAUUAGCGAGUGUAGCACAGAAGGCAGCCACUGUGGGAAAAGCCGGUAUAGCUGCUAUGGCUGUGACAUAUCUCUCGGAGUGUGGAUUUGAAGAAGCAAUGUCGGCCAGUACACAGGUGCUUGGUGUGAUGCUGAACAGGUCACAGGAAGAAGUUCAGCAGUUGCUGCAGGAACGGCAAGGACUCGACUCACUACAUCCAUCUGCUUUGGCAAUUGCAGACGCUUAUCACCUAGCUAAAACCGGCGCGCCUGCACAAAGCUUGGAUUCAUCAACGAGCUCGGAAAGUGAUAGUGAAUCAUCUUCUGAAGACGAGUAAACAAGCCAUUCGUAAUAAAUGUCAUCAAAGAUAAUAAAAUAAGAUUAGAUAUAUCAUUUAUAA